This is a messenger RNA of Ricinus communis (castor bean), 3388 nucleotides long. RefSeq lists its product as uncharacterized. The transcript is spliced from 10 exons. The record is from RefSeq and is a predicted model, not a curated record. Bases 606 to 3116 code for a protein of 836 amino acids. Lineage: Eukaryota; Viridiplantae; Streptophyta; Magnoliopsida; Malpighiales; Euphorbiaceae. Gene Ontology annotation, molecular function: protein binding.
CGCUCUUAGCAACGCCGGACGUCGUGUAAAGCUCGAUCUCUUCGCGGAACCCUCUGGAGAUUUGGGUGGCUCCUCUGUAAAUGGCGAAGUUGGAGAGGAUAUUGAUCCUACAAAACGCGCUGAAUUACCCAAUUCACCAUCAUCUUCAGGUGGGUUCCGUCAGUUUUUCUUGAAAAAGGAUUAUGUAGAGAGAGGGCAUGAGUUUUGGUCGCCUUUGUAGUCUUGUUUGCCUCCAAGUAUUUGUUUUCAGAAUUUAGAUUGGCUGUGGUCAUGGGAAUAUUCUUAUCAGAUCAGAUCCGGCCCUGCCACAGUGAUUUUUUGAAUGACUUCCGCACUGUAUUCCACUAUUUCGCAGCAUCAAAGCAUUUUGGAGAUUUCGUCUGGAUUAUUUUUCUAUCGGUCAGCAACUGCAAAAUCCUCUUCUGUUACUUGGGCAAUACAGUGAUGAGGAAUUGUUUGAAGAAUCAAAUGAAAGGCUGAACCAUGCCGAUGCAGAAAACUCCUCUUUGGAUCAUGGUGGUCAGGAGGGACCUCUAGGUGAAGGAAAAGGGGUAGAUGCCAAUGCAGUUGAAGAUCUUACUGAACAGAAAGGUGAAUUGCAGGAGAUGGAGAGAGAUUCUACUCCAGUUGAUGUUUUGCAGAGUCUGGAAGGUGGUGAUUCUGGAGAAAGUGAUUCUGCUGCCUCUACUGAUAAAGGCAAAGAAAUUGAUUUGGCAAAGCAAGCCUCUGUUACUGGAACUCCUGAUGCACAGGUUAAUGCAGAUGUAUGUUCAGGAUGGAGGAUAGUAAUGCAUGAGGAGAGUAAUCAAUAUUAUUACUGGAAUACUGAAACUGGAGAAACUUCAUGGGAAGUACCUGAAGUUUUGGCUCAAACAACUCAUCUGAUAGUUCCUCCCACCGAAAUCAUGGAAACCAUUCCUGUGGAUACAAAUCAGUCCAGCUCAACUUCAGGCAUUGAAUUGGAUAGUUCUUCUGCUGCAGCAAGUAUAGGUGGCUCCGUCAGUGCCAGUUUGGUGUCUCAAAGCCAAGAAGUGCAUGUUAAUGGGCCACAAAUGAGUGAGUGGUUGGAAGUGCACAAAGGUGACUCUGUGAAAGAGAAAAAUUCCAUAACCGAUGUAUGCCAAAGUGAGCCACAAAGUAAUUUGAGUGCAGCUAAUGUUCUUUGCAGCGGUGAAGCAACUAAUGAUGAACUUGAAAAUGGGAUGGAUCUUCCAAGUAAUCUUAUGAGACAAUGCGAGUGUUUGUUGGAGAGACUUAAGUCAUUGAAAGGGUAUGGGAGCCGCCUGCAAUGUCAAGGCCAGAUGUCAAAGUAUAUUUUAGAAGUAGAUAUCAGACUUUCUGACAUUAAGUCUCUUUCAUCUUAUGUGUCGUCUUUGCUUCCGUUUUGGAUCCAUUCUCAAAGGCAGCUUAAACAAUUAGAAGAUGUCAUUAAUAAUGAAAUUUACCACCUUGCUGUAUCUUCACAAAUGGAUGAUGAUGUUGAUGCAACUGCCAACGCUGCUUCUAAUGAAAAAGAGAAGUCCUGUGAAAUUGUGGGGCAUGAUUUUGAUGCAGAUGGAUGUGAAAACAGUAGGAAAUCUGAACUGCCGAACUUUACAGCUACUGUUGAGAAUGAUUCACAUAAUGAUCUUCCUCAUGAAAAUGUAAAUGCUAGACUUAUUUCUUCGUUGGGAUUAUCAGAUGAACAUUUGAAAGGUGGUGCUGCAGCCAGUGAAAAAGUGGAUGGGACUGCUUAUCCAGAACCUGAGUUCCUUCCUGGGGAGGAUGUUGACAUGGAUGUCGACAUGGAAGUUGACGACGGAGUUUCAGCAGGCAUCACAACUGUUGAAGAUGCUUCAAGCACGAAGGUUUUUGCUCCAGUCAAUCAACUGAGUCGGCCAAAUACACCUGCAGAAUAUGCAACUUUGCCCUCUGGGGAUGAGUCAACUGUACCACUACCUCCAGAAGAGGAUUGGAUUCCCCCACCGCCGCCUGAUAGUGAUCAGGUACCUCCACCCCCUCCUGAUAAUGAGCAAAUUCCUCCACCCCCACCUGAUGAGCCUCCUGAAUCUUCCUAUCCUCCAGUUCAAUCCUAUAUGGAGAUGGGUCAACCUCUUCCUUAUGCCGAACAGUACAACUUACCUUAUCCUGAUUCUAAUUUCCAAUAUUAUGGACCUACAGUUACUGUCCCAACUAGUAACUUAUAUGGACAUGCUGAUGGAAGUCAAGUUGCAAUGACCAAUGCAUCACUAUACUAUGAAGUAGUUGCUAACACCUAUGCUGAAACUGCUCCAAUCAUUGUUAGCCCUGUUGACCCUGUAGCAUAUUAUAAUAUUCAAGAUGCAUCAAUGGUUCCUUUGCCUGCUGUUAGCAUUUCAAAAUCUUCUCAUUUACAUGAUGAAUCUUGUCCUAUGGGUUUCAGUACCCUCGCUUCUGAUCAAAUUAGGACGGGCAAUGACCCAAUAGAAGCAGCCCGGAAACUUGAACUUGAUGUUUCAGCUGUUGCUGGCAAGACAGUUACAGCAUCUAUGGGGGUUGCUUCACCUUCAGUCAUUGAAACUCCUGCAGCAGCUAAUGGUAAAGAGAAUAUUUCUGCACCCUCGACCAAUGUUGUCACUGCUAGUGCAGCUAUGCCAAAUACAAUGACAGCUCCUAAGGGUCAGUCCAAAGUUUCUCGUACUAAAAAGCGGACAGUUGCUGUUGCAUCCUCAUUGAGGUCUAAUAAGAAAGUCUCCAGUUUGGUGGACAAGUGGAAAGCAGCCAAGGAGGAGUUGAAUGAGAAUGAGGAAGAUGAACCUGAAAAUGCUUAUGAGAUAUUGGAGAGGAAAAGACAAAGGGAAAUUGAGGAAUGGCGUGCUAAACAAAUUGCCAGUGGAGAGGCUAAGGAUAAUGCUAAUUUUCAGCCUUUAGGUGGCGACUGGCGUGAGAGAGUGAAGCGCAGAAGAGCUCAAGCAGCCAAGGAAGCUGCACAACUACCAUCUGAAGCUUCUAUUGUGGCAAACCAGCAACUUGAUCUAGCUGAAUUAUCAAAGGGACUUCCAUCUGGUUGGCAGGCCUAUUGGGAUGAAGCAUCAAAACAGGUCUAUUAUGGUAAUGUUGUCACAUCAGAGACGUCAUGGAUUAAACCUACAAAAUAGCCAUUAACUUAGUUUUAGGAAUGGAAUCUCAAUGUAAAUUAUAUACCCUUUUCUUUUUUUCCUUUUUAAUGUAGUAAAUAGAAAAGUUUUGUUUUUGGUUUCUUUUUGAAGUAUUCAUUUGGAAGAUUCACUUUUAUAAUCUUCUGAAGGCAGAAUAGAAAAACACAUUGUCCUUUAGCGCAAGGUUGAAGUCAAUUGCUGUUCCUGUUGUAUGAACAAACUGGUUCAUGGUCUAAAGAUUUUGAGAGCAAUACUAUGAAAAUUGAAAUCUA